AGGAGUUCGGGUUGCCUCUCCACCCGGACAACAACCGGAUCGAUUUAGUUUGCGAGCGGCAGUGGCUGGAGGCGAUGGAGUGUGAGCUCUAGUGGAUUUCAUGAGGCUGGACGGCGUGCUCGAGACCGAAAGCAGCGGAAUAGUCUAGGAAGGCAUACAGGGGGUUUUGAGCAUCAGCGGAGAGGCCGAGGCCCCGGCAGGGGGACUGUGGCACCAAGGUCGGGGUACGAGGCUGCAUCGUUUCGGACCCCAGGGUCCAGGACAACAUUGUCCCGGGCCCCGGGGGGGGGGGUAUGGAGGCCUGUGAUACCCCUGAAGCGGGAGCCCAUCCUUUUAGUCAUAGGGACCCCCACUGACCCGGCAGCUAGCAAUUGUCACGGUGCUCCAGGGGAAGAGAGGAUAGCCACACUCCAACAGGAGAGUAAUGCUAACCUGAUACUGGGUAGUUGCCAUAGUCUGGUUAAUAACAACCCGGGAGAGGCCCAUCAGGAGGAGGUGAGGAUCAGCCACAGUCCUCUUAAUGGUCAGCCACACCAGCAAGGUGAUAAUGCUAACCUGGGAGGGGGCAUUUGUCACGAUCAGAGUAACAACAAUGUGGAAGAGGCUGAUCUGGGAGGGGUGGAGGUUAGUAACUGCCACCUGAAAAGGGUGUGGCAUCGGGAAGGGAAUAAUACCCAUGCAGAAGAGGGUUGGUGUCACAGUCUGGGUACUGCUUUACCAGAGGAUGGAGGGUUCAGCCCUGGAAAUGAUAACCAUCGGUGUCGAAGGGAAGUGGAGGCCAGCGUAAUGUCUAACAGCCAGUCGGAAGUGAUAGAGGGUGAGCAAGAUGUUCACUUGCAAAAUGGAAGAAACCUGGAGGAUAGAAUGGGUAACUGCUUGCUAGAAAUUGAGAGCUCAAAAGCUGAGCUGGAGAGAGAACAGGCGCAAGGUGGAGUGAAUGUGUUGGCAGCUGAUGGGAAAAGCAGUGAAGAGACUGGGAGAACUGAGGCAGCAUCACUGUGUGCAGCGGAAAGCAGGGUGCCCACACAGGACCCUGACAGAGCAUCACAAGAAAUGGGGGAGAAGGAGGGCAAAGAUCUGUUGAUGGGGAACAGAAUGGAGGGAAUGGGCCCAGAAGCUGGUCUACCUGGGGUGAAUAGUCUGACAACAGAGAAGACACUAGAAGAACAAGGGGGAAGGCUGGAAGUUUGCAUGAGAGAGGAGUUCACACAGAGCGCUUCACUGGCAAAGAAUUUAGAAGAUGAAGCUGUUGAGAAAAGAAUACAGCAGACAAGAAUUGAGGAAAGUGACAGAGAGGGUAACAGCCAAGCCUUGGAACUGAGUGUGGUGUUGCAGGAGGCUAAGAGCACCUAUGAACAGACUCCUGCAGAGUAUGAUGUCAAGAAGGAUUUUGAACUAAUUUUGGAAGCAGAGAGCAGCGUGAAUUUCCAGAAGAAGGAAUGUGAGGAAAUGGAAUUGGGCAGUAAGGAGUUGUUACAAACAGCAGUAUCGCCCUGCAGCAAUUGGCCUUUGCAUUUUGCUCCUCCUCAUGUAUCUUUGGACACUCUCUCCCCUCUUGGAAGCAACAUACCCCAUCCGCUUGCCUUGAUGCCCCCCAACCCGGAUCAGCCCGAUGACUCCACGUUACUCUCACCCACUGCAGACGGUCGGGGAAAGAACACUGUGAAGAGGGUAACUUUUCCCUCAGAUGAGGCAAUCGUUUCUGGUGCAGUGGAACCUAAAGACCCUUGGAGACACGCUCAAAAUGUGACAGUGGAGGAGAUUAUUGCUGCCUACAGGAAGGCCUGUCAGAAGCUGAACUGCAAGCCGAUUAACAAGCUGCUCAAACAGAUCCAAGAAUUUAAACACUUAUCACAGAGGCUGGACUGCUUGGAUCUAAAAGGUGAGAAACUGGACUACAAAGCUUCAGAGGCCUUGGAAGAGGUUUUCAAACGGGUUCAGUUCAAACUAGUGGAUUUGGAGGCAACCAACCUGGACGAAGAUGGGGCGUCGGCGUUGUUUGAUAUGAUAGAGUACUAUGAGUCGGCCACCCAGUUGAAUAUCUCUUUCAAUAAGCACAUCGGGACACGAGGCUGGCAGGCUGCAGCUCACAUGAUGAGGAAGACCAGCUGCCUGCAGUACCUGGAUGCGAGGAACACACCGCUGCUCGAUCACUCCGCGCCUUUUGUAGCUCGUGCGUUGCGGAUCAGCAGCAGCCUCGUAGUGCUUCAUUUGGAGAAUGCCAGUUUAUCCGGCCGACCGCUCAUGCUCCUGGCAACGGCCCUGAAGAUGAAUAUGACGCUGCGAGAGCUCUUCCUGGCGGACAACAAGCUGAAUGGACUCCAGGACGCGGCUCAGCUGGGGAAUCUGCUGAAGUUCAACUGCACUAUCCAGCUAAUGGAUCUGCGCAACAAUCAUAUUCUGGACUCGGGUUUGGCGUACAUAUCUGAUGGGUUGAAGGAGCAGAGACAGGGUCUGGUUACAUUGGUUUUGUGGAACAAUCAGUUAACCCACAAUGGAAUGACCUAUAUGGCAGCUGCCCUGCCCUACACGUUGAGUUUGGAGACGUUAAAUCUCGGUCACAAUGCUAUAGGGAAUGAGGGCGUGCAUAAAUUAAAAGAUGGGCUGAUUGCAAACCGAUCAGUUCUGCGAUUAGGAUUGGCGUCUACAAAGCUCACCUGUGAAGGUGCUGUGGCUGUGGCAGAGUUCAUUGCUGACAGCCCCCGUCUCCUCCGCCUGGAUCUACGUGAGAAUGAGAUCAAGACUGGUGGGCUCAUGGCUCUCUCGCUGGCUCUCAAGGUCAACCAUUCACUGCUGAGGCUUGACCUGGACCGGGAACCCAAGAAAGAAACGGUAAAGAGCUUCAUUGAAACGCAAAAGGCCCUGCUCACCGAGAUCCAAAAUGGUUGCAAAAGGAAUUUCAUUCUUGCAAAGGAAAAGGAAGAGACAGAACAGAAGAUGCGGCAGUCUGCCUCAAUGCCAGAGAUCACUGUGACUCUGUGCGAUAAGACAGAUGAGUUGCAGAAUAUCCAAACCUGCACAAGGGAUGAGGAAUCAGGAAAUGGAGGAGCCCAGGGAAGUGUUCCGACUAUGACUGAGGACACUGAACACUUGAAUGGUGCUGGUAAAUCGAGGGUUUCUACCCUUUCCGUGGAAUGUAAUUUGACUGAACUAGAUGAAUCGGUGCCACAGACUGGUCUGAUCAAGCCACUUAACUCUGAAGAACAGCAGGCUGCUUCAGAAAUACCUUCUGGGAAGGAGACUGUCAUGGACUCCAAGGCCGAUGGUGUGGACAGCCCAGCCACAGUUGGUAACCCUCAAGAUACCACCGAAUUAAAGUCCGAAAGUCCAGUCGCUGUCAGCCCACCAGUAGAGGUCCCAUCACGAAACAAUGAGAGGCUUGUAUCCAGCCCAGGGAGAGGACACAAAGUCUUUGUGGUGACCAGAGUAGAAAGCCCACCGGAGGACCCCAGCAAUCGUGAUGCACAGUGGGGAGAAGAAGCACUACAGAGCAAAAAGAAUAGGACCACAGAUAAUGAGGCAGAAUCCCCCUUGGAGCUUUGUCCUGGUUCAGUAUCAAACACUACAACAGCUGACACAGUUCCAGUCCCAGUCUCUGAAAGAAGUGUCCCAUCCAGGAGCCUGCCGAAUCAGGAAAAGUCAGUAGAGUACACUGGGCAUGACUUUGAGACAGUCUGUGCUAAAGACUGUGAUCAUGUGAUGCAUGGGGGCACCUUACCAAAUGGAUUCAAAGCCGACCUUGUGCAUAGACUGCCUGAAUUAGCAGUGUUAGCAACAGGGAAGGAUGACAAAGCGUUGAGCUGCCACAUCGAGCAAGAGUUUACAAGUCCUAAAACUGAAAAGGAAUUGGAGAAGUUAUUGCUGGAAGCGAGCCAGGAAACCUGCCGUGAAACAUCGUGAAGUUGAGCUGUGUCCUUUGGGUCCUGCUGGAUGUACUGAAGCUGACCUUGAAGAUGCCUGUGCAGUUCCCCCACCCACCUACUCUCCAAUCCUCCUCCUCCUCAAAAAAAACAAAAAAAAUUUUUUCUCUCAGACUUCUCCUCACUGCCUCUCUCACGGUGUCAGACUGCCCACCAUCGCCUGCAGCAAUGGUCCAUUCCGUCCCUCCUGCAGGGAAUGAGUUCCUAGUGACCUGGUUUUAUUUUGGUUGGAGUCGGUACCAAAGACGUGCCACCCAGGGGAAAAGAGGCUGGCUUGCAGUGCGCAGUCCAGUGGAAGGGUGGUUCCUCCUCACUGACAUAACAAGUGUCACUGUCUAGAAUCUGAAUGAGUCAACCCCAUGCACUAUGGAUUUUCUACAUUAUAUUGUAACAAGGCUUGGUUUGAACUGCAUUUCCCUGUUUCCACUAUUGACAUUAGUCCUAGCAAGAGGUAGGACCAAUAUUCAGGAGGCCUGUUCCCCCUUCCCAAUACUGACUUGUCUCCACUGUGUCUGUCUCUGUGUUAUUGACACUAUUUGUUUGUGGAUGGUGGGGAUGAAAACAUUGCACUAGUAAAGGGAAUUUUCAGCCCAGGUACUCUUUAUGGUAUAUCUCACCCAUGAGACUUUCUCCUUUAGAAGCUAUUUAGUUUGGUCUUUAUUGAUGUUGGUUUAAUGUUUUGAGGAAGUGGAUCGUGCAAGGCAUUGGCAGCUUGAACACUAGGAUCUUCAUUUAGGAGUGUGGUUGCACUGAGCCUUGUACCUGCUGGGAGCGAUCUCAUUAUAAACCACGUAGAUAGCUGUACAUGGUUAUUAUCUCAAUGACAUACAGGCAACUGGAGAAUAACUAUUUGAAAGUUAAUGAGUUUGGUCAGUGACACUAGUCAGAAUCACUACAAAACAGAUCACUGCUUUGCUGUUGUAUUGAAUGUGGGAGCUAGCUGCAUGCAAAUUGGCUGCAAUCUCCCUUUCUUUAUGAUAACAAUCGUACGUCACAAGUUAUUGUCUGGAUUGAACUUUGUGGAGUCCUGUGCCCAUAAAGACACCAAACGCAAGCAAGUCCUUUCUUUUCUGGUGAUUGUCCUAACUCUUAUUUUAAGUCAGUCAUUCCAUGUGGAUUUCUGCAUUUUUUUGUCAAAUUUUCAGGGAACAGGAGGCUGAAAGUGAUGGAAAUCACUUUAAUCAUGAUUCUUGACUCGGUUGCCAAAAAUGUCUAGUGAUUUUUUUUUAAAGUGUGGAAAAAUAAUGAUUGUACUCUCGCAAUCAGUCAAAUUUACACAAAAGCUGUUUUCGUUUCAUCAGACAGUAUCAUUUAAGACUAAGAUUGCACCCUGGUAAUGGAUUAGACUAAUACUUUGAGAACCUCCCUUGCUCUGUCUGAUUUUCCUGGCACAAGCACUGCUUAUUUUAAACAUCACAUCAACCAAAACUGAUGAUUGCUCAAAGCCAAAGCCUCUGCGUAGUUCCGUCCUUCCUGCUGCAAGCUGUCCACUAGGCAGUUGACAAUGCCGCCUUUGUAGCGCUGCCUUUCCAAUCAGACAGAAAAUUUAUCUUGAAAUCUCUGGUGUCUAGAAUGUGCCGGGAAACCGGUUCUUGACACAUCUGUCAACAAAUCUCUGGGCUGACUCCUUUGUAGAGCAGUCAUUAUAAGUAUUAAACCAUUUCUGUCCAUCGUUUUAGAUUUUGCUUUCAAUAUCAGGUACCAAACAUUUUUGCUUCUUAAUGUCAUUUUUUGGUUCCCUGAUGUGUCAAAUAAGGCACAUGGCUUCAAGCUUAUGCAGUAUCCCUUGCAAUGAGCUAUCUAUGGAGAAGAAUGGUCUGUAUUUUAGCCUGGCUGAGAGAGAAAUCACAAGGAUCUGUAAGCUUUAACAUUUCCAUAUACUAUCUCCAGGUACACUAUAGAACUACAUCGAUUUCUUUCUACACUGUUUCUUGGAAGGAUUGCUUUGUGGUACAGAGUAACAAACAAAAGUAAUGUGUGAUAUUGAUAAUAUAGAUCAAAUUAUUGAUGAUUCAUUCCCUCUAUCUCAUGUGAUGUUUAGGGAAAAUAAAGAUUAGCUUCUUUGAUAUAAACUAGAGUUAUUAUACCCAGCUUUAGCUGCAGUGUCACGUUACCUCACUAUUAAUUUACCGCCAUUUAAAAUCAAUUUCAACUUAAGCCUACUCUUUUCAAUUGAAAGAAAUUUCCAUGUGGAAAAGCUACAGGGGGUCAGAUGGAAGCUGGUUGCCUUGUCUGUGACAGGUGUAUUUUGCAAAGAAUUAAGGCUGUAUUCGGUACCACAGGGACUAGACUGGGUCAGGAGCAGGAUAUUGGCUCCCAGUUCUACCUCGGUGAAGAUGUAGUGUUUACGCUCAUUGUGUUACACUCUGUUCCUUACGCAGGAAAGAUUUAUAGUCAUAAAAAUGGCAAUAAGGAAAGAUUAAUAAUACAUCCAACUCUAAUGGAAUAGAAACUAGUGUGUUUUGUAGAGAAAUUAAUGCUUCAAUUCAGGCUGUCAUAUCAACAUUAAUUCAUUAAGGCUUUCCUUUUGUGUGUUAUUGUCCAAGUCUAAAGUUUAUAUAGGUGUGUAUGUAUGUGUGUGCGUGAGUGCACGUUUGCUUGACUCACAUGGGAGAUAGGCUUGUGAUUUAGAGAAGACAAGCUGACCCUAGCAUGCUGAGCAACAUGUAUGUGUUACCCAGGCACACUUCACAACCUCAGUUGCAGCUCAGGGUGUACACGGACCGUCAUUUGCCAACUCCUGACCCCAGCUACGGAUAUACAGGCUGUUUUUAAAAUUCUUGUGAUGGUUGAUCUCUCUGACUUACAAGCAAAAAAUGAUGCGCCAGCCUAGAUCCUACCAGAACUCGGCAUCUUCUCCAAGACUUGCAUAAGAAUCGUGACAAAUAGGAACACAUGCAUGUUGCAAGUGGACACAGACCAAGCUGAAACCACAUGAUGGAUAGUGCAAAGUUACAGACAGACCAAUACAGAUUACUUUUCUAUGAGCUGUGUAAAUCGCAAUGUGCAGUCAUUGGUAUGAAUCGGCAUGCGAUCCACGUGUAUGACUAAUUGGAGACGGUCUCAGGAUGGUAUUGGAGAGAGGAGAACUUAACACAUGCAAGCACAUCCUCGUUUCUUACUAGUGCAUCUACAAAGUCAGCCUGCAAUGUGAGCAGUGGGUUGUUGCUCCAAGAGUUGUACCUGACUGAUCCCAAAUGAAACCGGUGGAGUCAUCUAUCCUAUCAUCUGAGUGCUUGACUCCCGAGGUCUUCUUAAAAAGUGCAAUAAAUGCCAUGCAAUGAGCAUAACUGCAUGCAGGUUACAUUUGGACAUGUAUAAACUGAUGCUGUGACUUUCUAGCCUUUAAAUGCAGAGAAUCUGCAUAUAGCAUAACACUAUGUAUAGAGGUACGUGUUAACUUGUGUCACAGGGCUGCUUAAAGUCUGAUUCUAUUUUUUCCCUGUUAUGUACUCCUCUUGAGGUCUUGUAAUAAUUGUGAAUUGUUUUUCUUCCCCUCCCUCCCCCCCUUUUUUUUGACUGAUUCACACACUUGAGGAAUAGUGUGGCUGACACAAAGAUGUUACUUGACACUGUCCAGGCACUGCAGCAGUCUGGGGAAGGAGUGAGUUUUGCAUCCUGGCAACAAACUCUCUGUCAGAUCCAGGCUCUGAUUACUGUACUACUUUCUGAUUUCAGUGGGUCUUGCUCUCAUUUUAAAAACUCAGCACUGAACGUCCUCCAUUGCAGGUUAAGCAUCUGCUGGAGCACCAAAUCCUCUUCAUAACAUGUUGUUAUGAAGGCAUCUAGGAUCGAUGUCUGAAAUAAAUGGGUAGAUACAAUGGGCCCAACAGCAGGGACAGCCCUUCUGAGAAAUAAUACACUACAGUGACAGAUUUAGCUUUGGUUUACAUUUCUGCUCAAAGCAAUUAAAACAAGUGUAGUGGCCUCAAUCCCAGACACACUGUCAAUGUAAUGAGUUUGGGAUCUUCCUCACAAUAAGGGUACAUUUAUUCGCAACUGUUGUUCAGCAGCAUUCCAAUUGCACUCCUUCAAGGCUAUGUGUAUGAAGGUGAAUACUUCUGAAACCAUUUACUUGUCUCUAAAUUACCCAAAGGGCUUUUAGUUUUAAUAUGAGCUAAUUUAUUUGUGGACUAUGCAGUGAGAUUAGUGGAUGUGUUUGGAUCCAUGUUAAUUUUUUUUUAAAUUGUACUUAAGUUGGAUUUGGGAACCACUGGUGGAGCUAGUAUUUGUGGAGCACCUUCUAUAACCCUUGAGAAUGUGGUGGUGGGAUUAUAACACAACAUUAUGUUUUCCAUCUACCCUUGAGAAGAUGGUGGUGUUAUUAGGGCACAUUAUGUUCUUUGUCUACCCUUCUACCCUUGAGAAGGUGGUGGUGGUAUUGGAAGCUAAUGACAACCUUCUGAUUCGGGGCAGGAAAGGAGUGACAAUAUUAUUUUCUACUGAGCCAUGCUGGGUCAAGAAACCAUCACAUCCCCCCCCCCCCCUCCCCAAGAGUAACUUGCACUCAACUAGGUCAGCGAUGGACUUCCCAGUAGAGCUGAGAAAAAUUGGCCAUGGCUCUCAACAUUGGACUUGUACUGAGUCCUGGGUUGGAUGCCUCCCCUCCCACACACCCAAGCAGAGUCUCUGGUCAGAUAUCUGAAUGCCAAAAGGUUUCACCACUUUUGUCAGAGGAGGGGAGGAACCGGGGGCAAAAAAGCAUAUUUGCAGUGAUCACAGUGAGCCAGAUGUCUGAUUCCACAGAAGGGGACAGGGACAGGAUCUUGAGGAUGAACUGGGACAUGGCACAUUGCCAUUUAUAACUCGCAAUGUGAUCAGAGAGGGAUGAGUACCAUUUUCCCCACUGAAACACGCAAUGCAGAGGCUGGUUGGUGUGGAUAGCAGGGAAACCAACUAGUGAUUCCUGAUUCUACUUUAUUAAGCAAUUGUUAUGGUUUUAAGAAUUACUUGAGGUGGCCUUUCUGGAUGGAGAAUGCAUCAGCUGCAACACUACUACCUGUGGGUUCAGAACAUAUCAGCUUGGUUCCCCACUGCUUGACCCAGCACUGUACUCUGGACAAAGCCAGCACCAACUCUGUCCUUGUGUACUGACCCCUCAUUGCCUCAUACUAACCCUGGUUGGUCCCUACAAAAACCUGCCCCACACCUGAUGCAGUUUAAGUACAUGGAGGAUUUCCUGUUUCCAGCAGUACUUGGACACAGGUGAAAGAUUUUCAGUGCUGUGGAAGCUUAGUGCAAUCUGCCUGUAAAUGUUGUAGAGUACCAAAGUAAAUGGAAGAAUUUGUGAUUCCACAGGUGACUGCUGAGAAUCUCAGCCAAUCCUGGGCCAGUUAAUCUGUUCAAGAGUUGACACUAAUACUAACACUGGGAGCCAGGCUAAAAUUCUUCCCCACACUGAUGUCUACUGGCUGAUUUACUUUCUCUUGUGCCUUCACUACCUCCCACCUUUUACGCAGCUUCUCAUUGUCAUGGGUUCAUUUCAUAGGUUCUGGUGGGAUCCUUCCUGUCCACACUGAGCUUAUCACUGCACUCUAUGUCUCUGGCUCCCUCUCUGUCUCACUGUCUGCCUGCCUCUCUCUCUCUAACUCCCUCUUCCCCUCCCCCAAUCACCACUCCAUCUCCACCUUCCCUCUCACUCUCAGUCCCACUCUCUCCCUCACCCCUCACAACCCCUUUUUCUUUUUCAGUCCAAACCUAACUCAACCAUAUCAUUUCCUUUGCUUCCUAUCUGAAGCUCCCUGACCACAACACUGGUAUUUAAAGUCACCAUAGCUGUCGUCGUAACUAAGCCUAACCCACUGACUGUAAAGACGGACAGUUACUCAGACCAACCUGUGCCACAUCUUCCUGUCAACCUGGUCUAUCACAACGGUUAUUAUUUUCCAGAGAGAUUAUACGCCUUGUAUUUCUUUAAUCAGCUCAUAGGAACUGCCAGUAUGCUGUGUUGUUUAGAAUCCUUUACUAGAGUGCACCGUGGAAGUGUGGGGGUUCACCUGGAGUUUUUGCUUUUUGUCCAUGUACCUGUGGGUGACAGAGCAUGCAUCUCCACCCACAAUCUGUCCAUGUUGAUGCCUCCUCAAGCCACUUGAUUGGUCUGUUGAAGUGGAUGUACCCUCCACUGGGCUCCUCUAGGUCUCUGAGAUGAACCUAAUGGAAUUAUGUGAGUUUUAAGCAUCUUUGGAUUUAUUCAGAAUCUUGGGUAAUAAUUACAAUUAAAAAAAUUCUUUAAGUUAA
Hypanus sabinus (Atlantic stingray) is the source of this 10157-nucleotide messenger RNA. RefSeq names its product protein phosphatase 1, regulatory subunit 37 (gene ppp1r37). NCBI's taxonomy places the organism in Eukaryota, Metazoa, Chordata, Chondrichthyes, Myliobatiformes, Dasyatidae. The transcript is spliced from 13 exons. The coding region runs from base 787 to 3900 and encodes 1037 amino acids. Gene Ontology annotation, molecular function: protein binding. The record is from RefSeq and is a predicted model, not a curated record.